Messenger RNA from Notolabrus celidotus (New Zealand spotty), 5885 nucleotides. RefSeq names its product calsyntenin 2 (gene clstn2a). Gene Ontology annotation, biological process: positive regulation of synapse assembly; homophilic cell-cell adhesion; positive regulation of synaptic transmission. Lineage: Eukaryota; Metazoa; Chordata; Actinopteri; Labriformes; Labridae. Gene Ontology annotation, molecular function: X11-like protein binding; calcium ion binding; kinesin binding. Gene Ontology annotation, cellular component: postsynaptic membrane; cell surface. Bases 116 to 3037 code for a protein of 973 amino acids. The record is from RefSeq and is a predicted model, not a curated record. The transcript is spliced from 19 exons.
CCUUCUCUCUCUCUCUCUCUCUCUCUCUCUGUGCCACAGAAACCAGAGGAGAAGAGAUCCAGGAUUCCAAGCGGAGUAGAAGACGGGUAGACUUCACCCACACAGCUCGACCACCAUGGAGACACCCCGGGUCCCUUUUAUGCUGUUUUGGCUCAUGUGGGGCCACUCCUGUGCUGUCGGCGGAAAAGGCAGACAACCUGCAUUGUCAGCUGUGCUGCUGGUAGUGCCAACCAGACCCGUCCAAACUCUUCUGUCUGGCCGUGUGUCCAGGAAUACCUUGAACAAGCACAAGCCAUGGAUAGAGGCGUCUUACCAUGGAGUGAUCACAGAGAACAUGGACACGGUGCUGCUGGACCCUCCGCUUGUAGCUCUAGACAAGGACGCCCCGGUGCCCUAUGCUGGGGAGAUUUGUGCCUUUAAGGUGUAUGGCACAGAUGCUCCAUUUGAGGCGGUGGUGUUGAAUCGUACAUCAGGAGAAGGAGUGGUGAGAGCCAGCAGCCCAGUGGACUGUGAGAGCCAGAAAGAGUACACCUUCAUCAUCCAGGCUUACGACUGUGGGGCCGGAGCCAACGGGGCAGACUGGAAGAAAUCACACAAAGCGGUGGUUCACAUCCAGGUGGAUGAUGUCAAUGAGUUUAGCCCUGUGUUCAGGGAGAUGCUGUACAAGGCAUCAGUAACAGAGGGCAAGAUCUACGACAGCAUUUUACAGGUGGAAGCUUGGGACCAAGACUGUUCACCACAGUACAGCCAAAUCUGCAACUAUGAGAUUGUGACUGCAGGGACGCCAUUUGCCAUAGACCGCAAUGGUAACAUCAGAAACACAGAGCGGCUGAGCUAUGACAAGCAGCAGAGCUACAAGAUCAUGGUGACGGCCUUUGACUGCGGUCAGAAGAGGGCAAAGGAGGAUGUGGCAGUGCAUAUUGAUGUCAAGCCUGUGUGCAAACCCGGGUGGCAAGGUUGGAACAAGCGGGUGGAUUAUGAGCCAGGGACUGGAAGCAAGCAGCUGUUUCCCAAGAUGCACUUGGAGACAUGUGGAGGUCCCCUGUCUGGCGUGAAGGCGAUGGUGGAGCUGCAGACCAAUCACAUUGGGAAGGGCUGCGACCGAGAAACAUACUCUGAGAAGUCUCUGCAAAAACUCUGUGGUGCAGCAUCCGGCAGCACUGACCUCCUUCCUGCCCCCAGCCCGUCCACAAACUGGACGGCGUCCCUGCUGACUGACAGCGGCCGUGAGAGCGACCUCAUCUACCGCUUCGACGGGCGUCAGGCUGCCAAUGUCCCUGAUCACGUGGUACCCCAAAACCUGACAGACCAGUUCACCAUUGCAACGUGGAUGAAACACGGACCUAGUCCAGGAGUCAGAGCAGAGAAGGAAACUUUACUGUGUAACUCUGACAAGACAGAAAUGAACCGCCACCAUUACUCUCUGUAUGUUCAUAACUGCCGCCUGGUGUUUCUGCUCAGGAGAGAUUUCACUCAGGUUGACGCUUUCAGACCUGCAGAGUUCCACUGGAAACUGGAGCAGAUCUGUGACAAAGAGUGGCAUUAUUAUGUUAUCAAUGUGGAGUUUCCUGCGGUCACUCUGUUUGUGGAUGGUGUGACCUAUGAACCCUACCUGGUGACAGAUGACUGGCCCAUCCACACCGCAAAGAUUGAUACGCAGCUGACUGUGGGUGCCUGCUGGCAAGGUGGUGAGGUCACAACCCCGAGGUUCACUCAGUAUUUCCAUGGCAGCCUGUCAGGUCUGACAAUCCGACCGGGCCGUAUUGAAACCCAGAAGGUUAUCUCCUGUUUGCAGGCGUGCAAAGAAGGCCUGGAUAUCAACUCCCUUGAAAGCCUUGCGAAGGACAUCAAGUUCCACUUUAACCCGGCUCAGUCUGUACUUGUGGUGGAGGGAGAGGAUUUGGACAGCAUCAACACGGCCAUGACCAAAGUGUCCUACAUCAACUCUCGUCAGUUCCCCACAGCGGGACUCAGACGUCUGCAUAUUACCACCUCAGUGCAGUGCUUUGGAGAGGACACGUGUCUCUCCAUUCCUGACAUCAAGUCAGUAGUCAUGGUCCUUCCACCCAGUGAACCAAGAAUCACCAUUAUGGGAUCUAAUCGGCUCGUCAGGCCUGCUGGUGACUUGCGGGGCCCGCUGGGUGUGGCUCCUUUCAAGGAGCUUCAUAUCACCAGCACAGUGAUGAAAGGAGACAGCUUUGGCUCUCGCAGACCAGGUGUGAUAGAGGUGAUGCAUAACCUGGACUACUGCGACGUGCUGGUGAUUGGGGAAGAGUUGAAUCCUGAGAGAGAGAGUCUGGAGAUUAAUCACAGUGCUUUGCUGGGAAAACACCUGGAUGCCACUAACUCCACCUCUGGUAUAUCAAUAUAUGGUGUGGACUCCAUGGCCCACUAUGAGCAGGCACUCAGACAGCUGCGCUACAGGAACUGGCGACCCGCCACCUUGAGCGAGAGAAGAUUCAGACUCACCUGCUCUGAACUUAAUGGACGUUACACCAGCAAUGAGUUCAAUUUAGAGGUCAGUGUUCUCCACCACUCAGCACCUGUGGAACAUAUCAACCAUAUGGCUGCUCAGCCUCAGUACCUGAGACCAGUCCAUCACCCUCUCAUGAUCCACACUCUCAACUCACACAUGUCAGGACCAGCACCUCCAGCAGCCACAGUAGUUAUUGUGGUGUGUAUCGCUGCCCUGGUGGUGAUUGUAGUAAUUGGAGUUUACAGGAUCCAUGCCACACAUCAAGAGGGAUCCAGAGAAGAUGAGGAUAGCGUCAAAGACCCAGAGGAAGACUGGGACAACUCUGCACUCACCAUCACUGUCAAUCCCAUGGAGAACAUACAAGGAGCUCAGGCACUGGAUGAAGAUGUGAAAGAAGAAGAACGCGAGGAGGGGGAAGAAAAGGAAGAGAAACAAGUGGAAGAAAUUACAAGUGCUGAGUCAGACAACAGCGAUGAAGAUGAAGUGGAAGAAGAAGAAGAGGAGGUGAAAGAGAGGAAGAAGGGAAAAACAGAGUGGGACAGUUCCUCCAUGACAUAUUGACCACAUAAGCACACACAUUAACAAAAACCUGCUCAUACAAACACUCUUUACAUGUUUAUCUCCCUCUCUCUCUGUCUUUCUCUAUUAAACACACUCACACACAAACACACACCUUCAGACACCUUAACAAGCUCAACACAAGUACAUAAAAACACUAAAAAUUCUCAGAAAUAUAUCUACAAUCAUUUGCUGGAAAAAAAAAACCACACGCUGAAUCUUCCCCUUUGUCAUUUUUAGUUAAAUGUCUCCCUCUGAUGGACAAACUUGGAACUACAGACUUAUCUGUAGUCCCUCUGUGCUGGAAAACAUGUUGUCUGUAUGUCCAUUAUACUUCACAUCACAGUCAGUGAAUCAAAAUAUAUAGAGGAUAUCAAACAAGCACAGUUUAUUUUGUUGUGCUCAACUGGCCAGAAGUUUGUUGGUAAAAUUGAAUUCCAAUUCUCAGUGUCUCUCAUAUUUACACUAAAAUGAUGUGGGUUUUUUAUCCCAGCAUUUAUUUUUUAAAAGUUACAUAUGUCCUCAGAUUACUUUUGUAUUGUUCAUUUAUUCUAAAGAGAUGAUCAGCAAUAUGAGGGGUACUUAACAGAUUUAGCAUUCAUGUACAUGACCGUCAGUCAAUGUGUCCAUAUACUAUUUAUUUGGCCUAAAUAGUAGGUGUAACAAAACUGUCAUCCAGUGUGUCUCCUCUGUGGUUAUCUUUCUCAUAUUAUGUUUCUUCAGCUAUAUCACAGUUCUGUGGUCUGGGCAACGAAGAGACUGAUUAAAAAUGGAUACAUUUAUAUGUAUCUAUUUUUCUUGCCAUACACUUUCCUCUGUAGUCCCGAUUUAUGUACAAUGCAGAAAUAUUAACAGUCCAAUGUUAUCUAUCUUGGUUUUCUCAGAAGUAUUAUCACUGCUUCGUCAGCUAAUGUGCUAAUGAAAAAAGAGGAUUGCAGUUAAAAUACUUUUGGAAACAAAAUAUUCUGCUAUUUUUCUUUGCAUCUGUCUGUGUAGCACAUUAAUCCGAACUGUGGCCAAUUGUAGCCUUUGGUGUUGCAGGAUAUUUUUUAAUCAGCAGAUGAAAUAAUUACUGUAUGAUACCCAUAAAACUUAUUUUUUUUCUUAACAUAGUAAUGGGAGCUUAUGUAAGAGGAUUAGGGCCACUGAAAAAAAAAUGUAAGGUCAUAAUUUUUUUUUUAAUUAUUAGUCUGAGAAAAAAGUCAGAAUACUGAGAAAAAAGUCAAUUCAGACUUUUUCUCAGAGUAAUAUAUAUACUUUUUUAAAUUGACCUUAAACUUUUUUUUUUUCUUCAGUUGCCCUAAUCCUCUUCCAUAUGAGCACUCUACUCAACUCAAGUUACUCUAGCAAUGACUGUUUUGAAGAAAUUUGACCCAUUUUUGAAGGAUGGAUCUGUUUGAAAAAAAACAAAGGUCAGACAUGCAGCACAGGCAGAGAUAGCCUUAUUUUAGUGUCUAGUGUGGUUCAUUAAAAAAAAUACAUUGAAACCUACACUGCACAUAAAGAAACUCAGUAUUGUCAUUUUUUUUACAUCCUAGUUUGACAGAUAUUGAAACUGACAGUACAAUCAUUUAACAGUCGGACUUCAGACAGGAGCAUAAAGCGGUCUGAUUCUUGUCUAUGGAAGAAUUAUCUGCUUUGAGUUCUUGAUUGAUUAAGACUUGACUUAUGACAUAGCAUAUGAGUAGACUUGGUCAGUUAUGUUUAACUCAGAAAAAGUUCCAGUGAAAGUUACAAGGACUUUUAUGUAGUAAGAUAAAUUAACAAAUACUCAUCCUUAAUUACUGCUACUUUUGACAAGUACAUUUAAGACAGGUGAAGAUUUAUACAGCAACAUAAUAUGGAUGAGAAUAAUCAGGAUUUGGAAAUCUGCUGGUUUAUUAUCCAUGUUCAAGUAAUGCUAAAGAAGUAGUUUUAUUCUAGUUAUCAAUGUACAACUGGCUGGACCAACCUGAACACAAAAAACCUUCAUAAUAUGAAUGAAUCCAGAUUUAAAAAACACUCCAAAUGGGAAUAUUUACUACAUACAGUGUAACAGGGGGCGCCAAAGUCCACAUAACCUAAAAGUUCCUCACAGUAACUUCAAAUGAAAUGUUUUAUGUUUGAUGUUUAAUAUUCUGACAGGACAUAAUCCAUUAUUUUUUACUACGUCAAUGUCUGUUUUGUCCACUUUUUCAAUGGGGCAGGUCAGCUUUUGGAUAAAUACAAGUAUAAAAAUGUAUACAGUAUAAACUACACUGUAAAAAUGCUGUAUUGUUUAACCAAUAUGCAAGGGAUAAUGUAUAGUGAGCAACUUGUGCAAGUCAGAAUCUUGACAGGGUGAGCAGAACCAUGAUGUGAAGCCUGCUUAUUUAGUAACUGUAACUAACGUUUUUUUUUUCCAGUCUUGACACUGUGGUAAAACUGGCCCAAAAUAUGAUCUUGUUGGUUUGUCUACAUAUAUUCAGAUAGCCUAAAUGUAACUCCAAAUCCCUCUUCACACUCCAUUUUCUACUCAGAGAAAUUACUUGACUUAAUGGUCAUGCUUGUAUACUUUCAGUGACUGAUGCAUCUCCUGUUAAUCCCUCCUCCCUCUUUUGGACUUUGACCUCCUGUGAUUGUGAUGUCAUCAUUGUGAAACAACUGCCUUGUUUCCCUUGUCAACCUUUGUCAUAUUGUGCUUCAGAAAGAUUACAGAGAAAAAGAUUCUUUUACAUAUAAAAACAAACCCUGUAAAAAUGUUCAAGACAGUUAUUUUAUAUAUCUGUUUCUUUUUCUUUUUGUAAACUAAACUGUUGGGAUUUCUCACUCUUUAGGGGUCAUCCCACUGCUUUCUGUAUAUUGACCAAUAAAGACUUGUUUUAGACUCUAA